Messenger RNA from Acanthamoeba castellanii str. Neff, 651 nucleotides. RefSeq lists its product as uncharacterized. The record is from RefSeq and is a predicted model, not a curated record. Bases 1 to 651 code for a protein of 216 amino acids. NCBI's taxonomy places the organism in Eukaryota, Discosea, Longamoebia, Acanthamoebidae. The transcript is spliced from 2 exons.
AUGCCUGAGGCCCUUGAUCACUUGGCUGAGUUUUGUGAAUCUGAAGAAGCCAUUGAGUUUGUCCUCUGGACAUUGAUGCUCUUCCAGUCAUGGAAUGUGCAGGGUAGCAACAGCCAGGAUUGGACUGCCAAGAAGGUGCACAAGCCAUGGGGAGGAUACACACACCAGUGGGUGNGCAUCCAGCACCACACAUGGGCCGCCUACACCAUCUACCACAAUUUCCCAACACCCAAAAUCACCCCACCUUUCAAUGUUCAUGUGCCAUUCAAUGCCCCACACACCACCACCACCAGUGACAUUUGUGCUGAGAUUGGCAUUGAACAGCAACAGGGUCAGUGGCCACACAUGGAGGAUGUGACAUUUGUGUGCACAUGGCACAUGGCUGAUGGGCGCCACCAGAUCUUUGCUUUGGGGUGUUGGAUGGACACAGAGGCAAUGCCACCUUGUGAGUGCUGUGCAAGGUCCUGCCCAAGUGCAUUGUGUACAACCUGGGCGACAACGCUGACCUCAAUGAUGCCAAUCAGACACACAAGAUCAACAGUAAGUUCAUGCUUGCCUUCUGGCCAGUUACACCAUGUCACCAAUCCCAUUCAUCAGAUCCAUGGACAUGGGGGCCAUGCCAGACAAUGCAAGCGUCAUUAUUGCAAGUGA